Messenger RNA from Hordeum vulgare subsp. vulgare (domesticated barley), 375 nucleotides. Its product is annotated as early nodulin-93-like. Bases 1 to 375 code for a protein of 124 amino acids. Lineage: Eukaryota; Viridiplantae; Streptophyta; Magnoliopsida; Poales; Poaceae. The transcript has 3 exons. The record is from RefSeq and is a predicted model, not a curated record.
AUGUCGUCGUCGGCGGCCACCGUCACCCGCGCGUCCCUCGACCACAAGCUCGCCCUCGCCAAACGCUGCUCCAGAGAGGCAACGUUCGCCGGAGCAAAGGCUGCGGCCGUCGCCACGGUCGCGUCGGCAGUCCCCACGCUGGCGAGCGUGAGGAUGCUGCCGUGGGCCAAGGCGAACCUCAACCCCACCGGCCAGGCGCUCAUCGUCUGCACCGUCGCCGGGAUGGCAUACUUCGUCGCCGCCGACAAGACCAUCCUCUCGCUGGCGAGGAGGCACUCCUACGAGAGCGCCCCUGACCACCUCAAAGACACCUCCUUCGGUGGCGCCGCCGCGGCUCCGGCUCGUCCCCGUCCGCGAUCAUUCUUCAGACCUUGA